Mytilinidion resinicola is the source of this 1040-nucleotide messenger RNA. Its product is annotated as SelR-domain-containing protein. Gene Ontology annotation, biological process: protein repair; response to oxidative stress. Lineage: Eukaryota; Fungi; Ascomycota; Dothideomycetes; Mytilinidiales; Mytilinidiaceae. The record is from RefSeq and is a predicted model, not a curated record. The transcript is spliced from 2 exons. The coding region runs from base 72 to 701 and encodes 209 amino acids. Gene Ontology annotation, molecular function: peptide-methionine (R)-S-oxide reductase activity.
GAAACGAACCGUAGCCGCGACAUUGAUUCCACAUCACAACCUCCCUCUAUGAUAUAUAACCUCCCAUCCUAAUGCGCUUCCCAUCCAUCCCAACCAUCCUCAGAGCCUUCAACACAUUCUCCAACACCACAUUCCACUCAACACCAGUCUCGAACCUCCGCGGCUUGAACCCGAACCCCCGCAUCGCCCUCCUCAAGUCGUCUAUGCCCACUAUCCCCUUCAUCGGAUCCCUAUUCAGCUCGUCCUCGAAACCAAAGAUGUCGGACUCAUACCCAGUGCAGAAGAACGAAGGAGAGUGGCAGGCGCAGUUGAAUAAAGAACAAUUCCGCAUCCUCCGCCAAAAAGGCACCGAAUUCGCCGGCACCGGCAAGUAUGACAAGCACUACCCCUCCAGCGGCGUCUACACCUGCGUCGGCUGCGACGCGCCCCUCUACAAAGCCUCGCACAAGUUCGACUCCGGCUGCGGCUGGCCCGCCUUCUUCGACGCGGUCCCCGGCGCUAUUCAAGAGAAGCCGGACGGCCACGGGUGGUCGGCGCGGACGGAGAUCCUGUGCGCGAACUGCGGCGGGCAUCUCGGGCACAUCUUCAAGGGGGAGAAGUUUGGGAAUCCGAAGGACGAGCGGCAUUGCGUUAACAGCGUCAGUAUAAACUUCUCCAAGGAGGAGGGGGAUGCGGCAGCGGCGGAGAAGCCGAAGGUGUAGAUUGGGCCGGUGGGAUGUGUAGGAUACUAAGUUUGAGGAGGGGAGUGUUUGAGGGGGCGACUGGGCUAAGAAUUGCUUCGUCGGAGGACUGGCAGGGAUAGAUGAUGUUACGAUGAUACACACGCGGCAGCGAUAAUGGUAUGGUUUUGUAUAAAAUAUUUCUUGAGUACUCGCUUCCGUAUUCCAUGUCCCGGUGUCCUUUGUAUGUGCUCAUGAAGGCCUGCCUCUAAAUUCAUACCCUUAUAACUCCUCAUAACCCAUGACCUAUACUCAUCAUGACCCUACCUACGCAUAACGCAUGGAGCCCAUCAAACAUCACCUUCUCACCUCGACUUCCUC